This is a messenger RNA of Penicillium arizonense, 390 nucleotides long. RefSeq lists its product as uncharacterized. The coding region runs from base 1 to 390 and encodes 129 amino acids. The record is from RefSeq and is a predicted model, not a curated record. The transcript has a single exon. NCBI's taxonomy places the organism in Eukaryota, Fungi, Ascomycota, Eurotiomycetes, Eurotiales, Aspergillaceae.
AUGCCUCGCUCCCAGGUACUGCUUGGACUACUGACACUGGACAAAUACAGAAUGACAUCCUCACCUAAUCCAUUUGUGCGAAAGACGCGUGGUCUUCCGCGCCGCGACUACAAUGCUCUGAACAAUGGCACACUCUCCCUACUCCCUGAGCCAUGGGAAGGAAACAUCCGUGAAAUGGAAAGCCCCUGCUCGCCAACACCAUCCGAGUAUACAGGAGCCGAAGGGAAGUCCCCACCCGUGCGGUCGUUACGAGUUCCCAGCUCUUCGCCCGCUCCGCUAGAUCCCGCGCUAUCAGAAUUAGCUAGCAGUCAGAGUAGCCCACCGCCUUACAAAAGACGCAAAGUCAAGUCAUAUUCUAGCUGGACCCUUGAGAAUUUCUCACAGAACUAG